Oxyura jamaicensis (ruddy duck) is the source of this 1068-nucleotide messenger RNA. RefSeq names its product secretory carrier membrane protein 5 (gene SCAMP5). Gene Ontology annotation, biological process: protein transport. The coding region runs from base 181 to 888 and encodes 235 amino acids. The transcript has 7 exons. The record is from RefSeq and is a predicted model, not a curated record. Gene Ontology annotation, cellular component: recycling endosome membrane; trans-Golgi network membrane. NCBI's taxonomy places the organism in Eukaryota, Metazoa, Chordata, Aves, Anseriformes, Anatidae.
GAGACCUGCGGGCGGCGCCGUGCGUGGGGCGGCGAAAUCUCGCGAGAGCGCGGCCGCUGCGGCAGGAGCGGCGCCGGGCGGCCGCCGCCACCCGCGACGGGCCCGUGGGGACGCUUUUGCGCAGCUCCCAGCUCCUCUCCAGCUUCCCUGCGGAGUUCUCUCAGCUGAGAGCGUGCCAGCAUGGCAGAGAAAGCCAACAACUUCCCCCCGCUGCCCAAGUUCAUCCCCCUGAAGCCAUGUUUCUACCAGGACUUCGACGCGGAGAUCCCGCCGCAGCACCGCACCAUGGCCAAGCGGCUCUACUACCUCUGGAUGCUGAACAGCAUCACCUUGGCGGUGAAUCUCGUUGGCUGCCUCGCAUGGCUGAUUGGAGGCGGCGGAGCUGUUAAUUUGGGACUGGCAAUUCUCUGGCUCAUUCUCUUUACGCCCUGCUCCUAUGUCUGCUGGUUUAGACCUAUUUACAAAGCUUUCAAGACAGACAGCUCCUUCAGCUUCAUGGCCUUCUUCUUCACCUUCAUGGCCCAGCUGGUGAUCAGCAUCAUCCAGGCCGUGGGGAUCCCUGGCUGGGGCGUCUGCGGCUGGAUUGCGGCAAUUUCCUUCUUCGGGACCAACGUGGGGUCAGCCGUGGUGAUGCUGAUCCCCACCAUCCUGUUCACGGGGAUGGCGGUCUUCUCCUUCAUCGCCCUCACUAUGGUGCACAAGUUUUACCGGGGGAGCGGCGGGAGCUUCAGCAAAGCGCAGGAGGAGUGGACCACGGGCGCCUGGAAGAACCCGCACGUGCAGCAGGCAGCGCAGAGCGCGGCGAUGGGGGCGGCGCAGGGGGCCAUGAUGCAGCACGAGACGCAGUACUCGGCCACCCCCAACUACACCUACUCCAACGAGAUGUGAGCCGCGGGGCUCCGUCCUCGGGAGGAAAGCACUGGGGGGGAAGGAGGAGGAAGGCUGAGUUGAGUUCCUGCAGCUGUUUCAGAUAGCCAGAGCGAACCAUAACCUUUCCCUGUUCUUUGUGACAGAAUCUACUUCCUUUUUUUCCCCCUUUUCCCCACCAUCACCUUGAGCUCCUUCUCU